AUGAUGAAGCUGCAAUGUCUGAUGAUUGUGCACGUCUGGUGGAAGGCGUUUGCCGAGUUCUCCGAACCGGGCUUGCAGAAUUUAGUGCUGGCAAAGCCCGUCGCGCAAGGCUUCAACCGCACAGCAUUCGCAAGAACCUUGCAUGAGGUUUUGCGUGACCCGGUGAGGAUGAAGUUCGGUGAGUUUCAGAAGAUUUCGAACUUCAGAUCUGGGAAUACAUCGCACGGGAACAAAGAGCUCACCGCUAUCUCCGUUUCAUUUGGCCACGACUCAUCCAUAGCAAUUAGUCAAGGAGGGUCGAUUCAGUGUAUCCUGGAGCUUGAGAGGUUGUUUGGCAAGCGUUACUUCCACCCACUGUAUCCUUGUGCGGACCGCGCCGCGCCAUGCCCGGAUUGGACAUGGAUAUGGAGAGUCAGCAUCAAAGGUGCUUUGCGGGCAUUCCACAGGCACUGCUCUUGUGGCGGCACUGACUGUCCAACGGAGUUUGACGUUGGAGUGUUUAUCACGUUUAAUUCACCUCGAUACACUGCAAUUGCAGAUCUCAUCCAUCAAGUUUUUUCGGUAAGGGAGUGGCGUCUCCUGGAUCAUCACCAUGCGCACGCAUUGAUAGGCUUCUUCGAUUCGCAAUUCCCAUCAGCUUUAAUAGUCUCCUAUGACGCCGAGGGCAAUGAUGGGACCUUCAACGCAUAUGUUGGCUUAGGCCGCGACAUUGUGCGGGUGGCUCAGCUUGCCCUUGAUCCAGGGUAUAGAUACAACAUGAUGGGGGCGCUACUGCCGGAAGUGACUGGACUCUGGGACGAUCAUCCGUUGUUGUGUUCACACUUCGACCUUGCGAAUGAUGCGGUUUGGGUGGAUGCAACUGCUUUCUAUGAUCAUGUCAUGGUCAAGGGUACAAUUCUCAGCGUUGCUGGUAAGCUCAUGGGCUACGCAGCCACCGGUGAGGCCCCCGGCACACCGAUCACGGAACUGCAAAGCUUUGUCCGUGCCUAUUUCAGGUCAAAGGAAAGAUACGGUUUGAUACCUGCGCGUGUCCUGAGGGCGGCUUGUGGAGACCUGACGUCCCAGCGAUCUCUCGCAUGGAUAGUCCAGGAAGAGUUCAAUCAGCUGGUUACAGGUGCCGUAGAAGGUUUAUUGCUUCGAGUGUCUGAGAGCCUGCCAUUUUCCCUCCACGGUCUCGUAUUCACCGGCGGCUGUGCCCUAAACGUUAUCACCAACCAGCUAGCUUUCGAACGAUUCACCGACCGCGGUGCCGCAGUCUCCAAGACGAUCGUGGAACUCCCCAGCAACUUGAGGGUCAAGGACUUCCACGUCCCGCCCGCCCCGAACGACUCUGGGCUGUCGGCAGCUGGGCUGUGGUCCAUAUCGUCACCACAGAAGCACCAGCAACUGCAGUAUUUGGGGUUCGGCCUCUGGGAUGAAGAGGCUUUGGAAGCAUCAGCAGCAGAAUGGAAAGCAGUUCGCCUCAGUUCUCUGGGAGGUGUGGACUACCUUGCUGCCCUUCUUGCAGGUGAGAACCGAACAAGGAAGCCCAUUGUUGCCGUGGUACGCGGACGCCAAGAGUUUGGACCACGGGCUUUGGGUCACCGGUCGCUGCUGGCACUGCCCGAAGGCACUGAGAUAAAAGACCGGUUAAAUAGGCUCAAGUUCCGACAAUGGUACCGGCCAGUGGCCCCGAUGAUCGCAGAUGAAGACUUGGAGACUGUUUUUGGCUACGUGGCUAAAUCUCCCUACAUGACCAUGGCGCCACUGGUGAAGGAAGACAUCCGUGUUCGAUUCCCAGCCCUGGCACAUCUCGAUGGCACAGCCAGGCACCAGUCCGUGGGGCAAGCGGACGAGCCAUGGAUUCAUGCAUUGCUGCUGGCUGUGAAGAAGUGGACCGGCCUGGCUGCCCUCAUCAACACCAGCUUCAAUUCCAAGGGCAGGCCCAUAACAAAUCGGGUCCAAGAGUGCCUGCAGAUGUUGCGCGACUUGCCAGAUCUGGAUUUCGUCCUCAUCGAAGACUGGCUUUUCGAAGCCCAGAGAUGCAGC
This is a messenger RNA of Symbiodinium sp. CCMP2456, 2028 nucleotides long. NCBI's taxonomy places the organism in Eukaryota, Dinophyceae, Suessiales, Symbiodiniaceae. The record is from the annotation of a GenBank genome assembly.